AUGGCGGUAUGGGUGGUGGUACCGGUGUCGGUGGUACGGGUGGUGGUGUUGGUACGGGUGGUGGUGGUACAGAUGGCGGUACUGGUAGCCUGUGUGGCGGUAUCAAUGGAGGUAUUAGUGGCAGGAAUGUGUGGUGGUACCGAUGGCGGUGGUACGAGUGGUGUUGGUACCGAUGGUUGUGGUACGGGUGGUGGUACCGAUGGCGGUGGUAGGGGUGGUGGUGGUACGGGUGGCGGCGGUACAGGUGGCGGCGGUACCGAUGGCGGUACGGGUGGCAGCGGUACAGAUGGCGGUAAGGGUGGCAGCGGUACAGAUGGCGGUAAGGGUGGCAGCGGUACGGGUGGUGGCAGUAUGGGUGGCGGCGGUACCGAUGGCGGUACGGGUGGUGGUGGUACUGAUGGCGGUGGUACCGCUGAUUGA
This is a messenger RNA of Rana temporaria (common frog), 420 nucleotides long. RefSeq names its product acanthoscurrin-1-like. NCBI's taxonomy places the organism in Eukaryota, Metazoa, Chordata, Amphibia, Anura, Ranidae. The transcript has a single exon. Bases 1 to 420 code for a protein of 139 amino acids. The record is from RefSeq and is a predicted model, not a curated record.